AUGAAUGAAACCAAUAAACUGCUCCAUAACACUAAGGCAAGAAACACCAUUUAUUCUGAAGCUGGAAUUGGGAUCUUAGGCAACAGUGCCCUUCUCCUCCACAUCCUCAGGCUCAUUCGUGGGCAGAGGCCCAGACUCACCGACCUGCCCAUUGGUCUCUUGGCCCUAAUCCACAUACUGAUGCUGCUGGUCAUGAGUUUAGUAGCCACAGACAUUUUUAUGCCCUGGAGGAGAUGGGGUGACACCACAUGUAAACUUAUUAUGUUCUUGUACAGGUUUUUUAGGAGCCUCUCUCUGUGUGCCUCUAGCCUGCUCAGCAUCCUCCAGGCCAUCACCCUCAGUCCCAGAAGCUCCUGUCUAGCCAAGUUCAAACACAAAUCUCCAUACCACAUGUUAGGCUGCCUUCUUUUUCUCAGUGUCUUCUACACAUCCAUUGGCAGUCCCCUCAUAUCAUACGUGGUUGCGACCCCUAAUCUGACCUCAUCUCAUCUUAUGUACCUCACUGAAUCUUGCUCUCUUGUGCCCAUGAAUUACUCUGUUCAGCACACAUUUUAUAUACUGUUGACCUCCAGGGACGUCAUCUUUGUGGGUCUCAUGGCCCUCUCCAGUGGGUACAUGGUGACUUUCCUAUGCAGACAUAAGAAGUCCCGUGUUCUCUACAGCACCAGCCUUUCCCACAAGCCAUCUGCAGAACGAAGAGCCACUUGGACCAUUCUGUGCCUCAUGAGUUUCUUUGUGGUGAUGUACACCUUGGACAGCGUCAGUGCCUACUUAAGAAGUGUAAGUGACGAUCCCAUGUUUUACUGUAUGUCGAUUCUGAUAGGCCAUGGCUACGCCACCGCAAGCCCUUUUUUGGUCCUCAGCACUGAAAAAAGUGUAAUUAACAUUUUCAAAUCCAUGUGUGAGAGGGCAGUAAACACGUGGUUGUCUAGGGAUGGGUGA
Molecule: messenger RNA, 942 nt
Organism: Peromyscus maniculatus bairdii (prairie deer mouse)
Lineage: Eukaryota; Metazoa; Chordata; Mammalia; Rodentia; Cricetidae
Product: vomeronasal type-1 receptor 54-like
Biological process (GO): G protein-coupled receptor signaling pathway
Cellular component (GO): membrane
Molecular function (GO): pheromone receptor activity
Source: RefSeq, a predicted model, not a curated record